Molecule: messenger RNA, 2118 nt
Organism: Capsicum annuum
Lineage: Eukaryota; Viridiplantae; Streptophyta; Magnoliopsida; Solanales; Solanaceae
Product: squalene monooxygenase SE2
Exons: 8
Coding region: 322-1908 (528 amino acids)
Biological process (GO): sterol biosynthetic process
Cellular component (GO): endoplasmic reticulum; membrane
Molecular function (GO): squalene monooxygenase activity; flavin adenine dinucleotide binding
Source: RefSeq, a predicted model, not a curated record
GCAUUUUUCGAGUACAUCACUUAAUUUUUCCAUUUUUUAUUUUGGCACGGAAAGAUAUUUGCUAAGUACUAUUGUUAUUGAGGCUAUAAAAUACUGCUACUACAUGGUGUGUGACUUGUUUUGUUGGACUCUAUCAGUGUGCGUUGUGUCCAAGAGAUCUCUCUUUCUCGCCAGCAAAGCAUUCAUCAAAUACAGCGCCCCCCCUCCCCCCCUCCCUCUCCCCGCCCCCGCUCAACUACUCUUACCAUUUCUAUACACAACGAUUCGCAUUUUGUUACACAACCUAAACGACGUCGUUUUUCUACAUUGUCGCCGCCGACAAUGGCAGAUUUACUCACCGGAUCUAUUCUCACAGUGGUACUAGGUUUAGUCGCAGUGUUUUGGUUUUUGGUUUGGAAGAAUAGUGGGCGGAGAAAAAUUGAAAUCAUUGACCCGACUACUAAUAGCACUGCCACGACGACGGUAUAUGAUGGAGAAUGUAGAUCAAAGGAUGGAGAUGAUGACGUGGAUAUUAUUGUUGUCGGUGCCGGCGUUGCUGGUGCUGCUCUCGCUCAUACACUUGGCAAGGAAAGGCGUCGUGUAAAAGUAAUUGAACGAGAUUUGACGGAGCCUGAUCGAAUUGUUGGAGAACUCCUGCAACCAGGUGGCUACCUCAAAUUGCAGGAGUUGGGAUUGGAAGAUUGUGUGGAGAAAAUUGAUGCUCAACGAGUGUUUGGGUAUGCUCUUUUCAAGGAUGGUAAGAGCACACGUCUUUCUUAUCCCCUGGAGAAAUUUCACUCUGAUGUUUCUGGAAGGAGCUUCCACAAUGGGCGUUUCAUUCAAAGAAUGCGAGAGAAAGCUGCAUCUCUCCCCAAUGUCAAGCUAGAGCAAGGUACUGUUACGUCUCUGCUUGAAGAAAACGGGACCAUUAGAGGUGUUCAGUACAAGACUAAAUCUGGUGAAGAGAUGAAAGCAUAUGCACCAUUAACCGUAGUAUGUGAUGGUUGUUUCUCGAAUCUACGGCGUACCCUUUGCGAUCCGAAGGUAGAAGUGCCUUCUUGUUUUGUUGGUCUGGUCCUGGAGAACUGCCAGCUUCCACAUGAAAAUCAUGGACAUGUCAUUUUGGCUGAUCCAUCACCUAUUUUGUUCUAUCCCAUAAGCAGUACUGAGGUCCGUUGUCUGGUUGAUGUACCUGGUCAAAAAGUGCCUUCUAUUUCGAAUGGUGAAAUGGCCAAAUAUUUGAAAAGCGUAGUUGCUCCCCAGGUCCCUCCUGAGAUAAAAGAUGCAUUCAUUGCUGCAGUUGACAAUGGAAACAUCAGGACAAUGCCGAACCGAAGCAUGCCAGCUGCUCCUCAUCCAACUCCUGGUGCUCUUCUCAUGGGAGAUGCAUUCAAUAUGCGCCACCCCUUGACUGGUGGAGGAAUGACUGUGGCAUUGUCUGAUAUUGUUGUAUUGCGUGAUCUUCUCAAACCUCUUCGUGAUUUGAAUGAUGCCCCUACUCUUUGCAGAUAUCUGGAGUCCUUUUACACCUUGCGUAAGCCUGUGGCCUCCACCAUCAAUACAUUGGCUGGUGCCUUGUAUAAGGUGUUUUGUGCUUCACCUGAUCAAGCUAGGAAGGAGAUGCGCGAAGCAUGCUUUGAUUAUUUGAGCCUUGGUGGAGUAUUCUCAGAAGGACCAGUAUCUUUGCUUUCUGGCUUAAACCCUCGUCCAUUAAGUCUCGUUUGUCAUUUCUUUGCUGUGGCUAUCUUUGGUGUUGGUCGCUUGCUGCUUCCUUUCCCAUCACCCAAACGUAUAUGGAUUGGAGCCCGACUAAUAUCGGGUGCAUCUGCAAUCAUUUUUCCUAUCAUCAAGGCAGAAGGGGUCAGGCAGAUGUUCUUCCCCGCUACCGUUCCUGCAUACUAUAGGUCUCCUCCUGAAGUGAGGUUGUAACUGCUUUAAACAGAAUAAGGCUAUGCCAUUCUGCCUCCUCCAUCAGUAUUCUGGUUAUGAGUUUCAUAGUUUAGUCCCAACUGUUUCAUAAUUUUCGGUUGCUAAUGUUUUCUUGUAAUAUUUUUCCUUUACGUUUGUUCCCGUCAUUGAAUACAUUAUUAACUGGAAAGUGAAUAUAAGCUGUACAGUCAUGUAUUUUUCUCUGUUCUA